Messenger RNA from Camellia sinensis, 459 nucleotides. NCBI's taxonomy places the organism in Eukaryota, Viridiplantae, Streptophyta, Magnoliopsida, Ericales, Theaceae. The record is from RefSeq and is a predicted model, not a curated record.
AUGGCUAGGCGCUUGCCUAGGGAUAACAAUACCAUGGCUAGUAUGAUACGUCAUCAUUGGAAUGAUAUUGUCACUUCAUGGAUAUACCACGUAAAAUUGACAUUGAAAGAUCUUGAUGAUGAAGUUGAUGAAUUAAUGAAAAUGCUAUCGCAUAAUGGAGGGGUAUUCAAAUUGGAGUUGUUUUGCCCCGAGGAAUACCCAAUGGCGGCUCCCAAGGUUCGCUUUCUGACCAAAAUAUACCAUCCUAACAUUGAUAAGCUGGGUAGGAUAUGCCUGGAUAUUCUCAAAGAUAAAUGGAGCCCAGCCCUCCAGAUACGGACUGUUUUGCUGAGCAUCCAAGCUCCCCUGAGUGCUCCAAAUCCAGAUGAUCCUCUUUCUGAGAACAUUGCAAAACAUUGGAAGUCCAAUGAAGCUGAAGCUGUUGAAACAGGUAAUAAUGCCCUCCAUUCUUGUAUUUGA